AUGGAGUGUCCCCGUGUGUGUUUCUACGUGAAUAAACGUAUCGACCCAACCACGUGGGAAAUCCGGUUCCACAACCAAAACCUGAGCACGCUGAUCUUUCACACGGAGACACAAGGCACUAUCCACGUGCACAAUAUCUACAAUCCUGGAGUGGCCAGCGGUGAAGCAUCGUCACUACCUUCUCUCCGCGAAGCGAUCCAAUCCGGCGCGCAAAAUAUCGUGCUUGGAGACUUCAAUCUCCACCAUCCACUCUGGCAGGGCACUCAAUAUCGACACACGGAUGACGACGCCACAAAUCUCAUUGACCUCAUGGACGAGCACGAGCUGGAGCAACUCCUGCCUCCGGGCACCGUGACGUACGAGACCAAUGACGCCAAGACCACCAUCGACCUGAUCUGGGCGUCACCCACGUUGUCCAACCGGCUGGUGAGCUGCUCGGAGAAGCGCGAAUGGUGGUACGGUGCGGACCACGUCCCCAUCCUUACCCAAUUCGACUUCACCCCGGUGAGCACGCCUCCCGUGGAACGAAGGGAUUGGGCGUCGUCCGAUUGGGACCUCUUUCUCACGCUCAUGGGAACGUACGACUGGCAUCCACGCACAUUGGUGGACAAGGAGGGGAUCGACACGGCGUUACACCACCUGAUCGACGCGAUCAAUGAGACCGCCGAGCAGGCGACUCCCAUCAAGCGGAUCACCCCCUACUCCCAACCCGGAUACACUCCGGAGAUGGCAGACCUCAAGCACCACGUCUCACGGUGCCGACGACACGCCCGCCGAAUCCAGACGGAGGACGCGUGGCUGGCGUAUAAAAAGGCGAAGACAGAACUCAAAAGACGUACGAACCAGCUUGCGCGGGAUCUCCAUCGCCGCCGAAUCGAGGAAGCAACCGAGUCUCUGAGUGGCUUCUGGAAAGUGGCACGCUGGGUCCAAAACCGAGGCUCGCCACGUGCCACAUUCACGCCGACGCUGAAAUAUAACGACACCGAAUACACCGCUCCAGCGGAGAAGGCAAAGCUCCUUCGGGAAGUGCUCCACCCGGAGCCUCCAGAGGCGGAUCUAUCAGAUAUCGGGCCUCGAUAUCGAUAUCCUACUCCGUACGAGACGCCGCCCAUCACGUUGGACGAGGUCCGAACGGCCAUCCUCGCCGUGAAGCCGAACAAGGCUCCCGGACCGGAUGGCAUCCCGAAUCUCGUCCUCCAACGACUGCUCCCACUGAUCGAAGACUACCUCGUGAAUCUAUUUAACGCGUGUCUACGAUGCCACUAUCACCCGGAUCAUUUCCGACAGUCCACCACGGUGGUGAUCCGCAAACCGGGGAAACCGGACUACACAGAUCCCAAGGCCUAUCGCCCCAUCGCGCUACUCAGCACGAUUGGGAAGGCGCUAGAAUCCGUCGACGAGGCCGCUCCUGCGAGCUCGCGAUCCAUCUCCACUCACCACGCCUGGCGAGACGGCUCACGCGUGGCCUCCGGGCUCGCAUUAGACGUGACCGGGGCGUUUGACAACGUGAACCACACGAGGGUGCUACACGACCUACGGAAGCGCCAGGUCCCAGACGAGAUCACGGGGUGGAUUGGGAGCUUUUUGAGCCACCGCCGCACGUCGAUCGUACUGCUAGAGGGCAAGAUGGGCGAAUUCGAUAUCAACACCGGGAUCCCUCAGGGGUCUCCACUGUCGCCGAUCCUGUUUCUCUUCUUCAACGCGGAUCUCAUCGAGCAGAUACGAGCCGAGUGCCCGGAUACGUACGUCAUCGGAUACAUCGAUGACAUCUUUAUCAUGGCAUUCGGGAGAUCCGCGGCAGCCAAUUGCCGCACCCUCACCCACGCGCACCAGGUGGCAGAGCGCUGGGAGAGGACCCACGCCUCUCGGUUCAACCCCAAGAAGUACCAACUCGCCCACUUCUGGCGGAAGCACCAAUCGGUGCCGAGACCGAGAGGCAGACUCGACGUGCCGUUGAUGGUCAAGGGAAUGCAGAUCCAGGCCACGGACUCCAUCAAGUAUCUCGGAGUCAUGCUUGACACGCAUCUCACGGGCGACGUGCACGUACGACAGAUGAAGAAAAAAGCCGCGAAGAUGGUGGCAGGACUGGCGUCCAUCGCGGGAUCGACCUGGGGGACUCCGUUGAUCCACCUCCGGAAGAUGUACACCGCCGUCCUCCAGCCACAGAUCAUGUACGCGUGCUCGACGUGGUACAUCCGUGGCGGGAGAGGCUUCGUGGCCGCGCAACGUGCCGCGGAGAAGGCGAUCCUCUCGAUCCAUUCCCAGGCACUCCACUGGAUAUCUGGCGCGUUCAAACGGACGUCGCGGCAAGCGCUGGAGGUCUGCCUCCACGUGCCACCUCCCGAACUCACGCUCGCGAGAUUGGCGGAGGAGGCAUGUCUACGGCUGAUGACCUCACCUCUACGAUCGACCCUUCACUCCACGCGGACUCACGCACAUCAGAAUGACCCCUUCACGUCGCCACUACACCGAUUGGAGGCAGUCAUUGACCGGAAACUCGGACGUGGCGUCUGCCACCGGAUCGAGACCAUUCACCCCUUUGUGGUGCCACCGUGGUGGGAAUCACCAGACAUGAGAAUCGACGACACACGGGAAGACGCCGUCAAUGCACAGACUACGACAAAAACAGGACUUCAAUUCUUUACAGAUGGGAGCGGAUUUGACAAUGGGAUUGGUGGUGCGGCGUACUCACCAACACUCGGCUACGUGGCGAGACCGGUGGGCUCGUCCGAGACACACACCGUCUACGCCAGUGAGCUGGAGGGAAUUGACGCCGCAUUGAGCCUCCUGAUCCGGAACCAACACAUUGAUACUACAGUACGAGAAGCCAUCAUCUACACCGACAACCAAGCAGCAAUCCGCGCCACGUGCCACCCUCAACGGUCCUCCGGGCAGUACAUUCUGCGUCGAAUCGUCCGUCAACUGGAUCUGCUACGGGACCCGAGAUCCGGGUGGAAAGUACGUCUACAGUGGGUGCCAGGGCACGAGGGUGUCCCUGGCAACGAAGAAGCAGACCGGUUGGCGAAGCUCGCCGCGGUGGAAGCCACACAACGGACACGGGAGAAUGAGCGUAGAGCUCGGAUUAAUGCACCCAACCAGACUACGCCUCAUGCCGCACGUGUCUCCUACAACCCGUAUCACUCUGUGAUCCUCGUGGCGGUGUGUCGGCAGCGUCUGCGAGCGGGUUUCACGAACCGGUGGAAAGAGCAGUGGGAUGGUGCCGAGCAUGGACGGCACCUCUAUCGGAUCAUACGGACGCCGGCAAAGAAGGUCUUACUACUGCAUGAAGGACUGCGGAGAGCGUGGAGCUCCGUGCUCAUCCAGCUGCAGACCGGCAAAUCGGCGCUCCGCGGAUAUCUCGCGAGUGUCAAUAUCGAGGACUCACCCAUGUGUCAAUGUGGACGCGGCAACCAGACGACGGCGCAUGUGCUCGUCCUAUGUCCUCUCCACACACAGCUCCGUACGGAGACCCUAUAUGCAGAAGCGCGUGAAAUCGACGACCGGAAGCUCCUUUCCGAACCCCGUUGGUAUCGCGCUCUCAGUGAGUGCAACCCCUUCUCGAGGAAGAUAGCUCUGUCGAUCCGUCUCGUACGAAUCGGCCACUCGACCCAUCCAACUGACGACACCGGGCACCCCUUUCUCCGUAUUCCAUUUCUCCAACCCCAGCUUGUCCUUCGUUCGUUUCGGCGUUCUGCUUCUCGCGUUAUUGUUAUUGUUGUCGUUGUUUUAAAGCUGGGGCUACGUGUCGAGGUUUUCGCGUGUCUUCGCGCGAGCCAUGCCGCCGGAGCCGAGGUCCUCCGGAAGCACUACGCCAGUUGGGUCAAGACCUUUGGCAACUCGGCGUACGUGCGUGUGCCGACGUGGGGAAUCGUCAUCGACGGCAUCCCCGUCCGACACGUGGAGAUGAGUGAGGCAUUCAAGCGUGAGCUCGCCGCGGAGAACACCAACUGGGGCCAACCGGGAUUCGAGGUGGAGAUCGUGCACGUGGGCUGGCUCUCCAGGCCGAAGCCCAAAAGCUAUUCCGGCUCACUCGUGGUCGAGUUCACCAGCCCCGUGGUGGCUAACAACGCGAUUGCCAACGGGACGGUGUGGCGUGCCCAUUCCCUCACCAAUCGGCCUUAUCAUCGAGAAGGACGGGUGAAGAUGUGCAGAAAGUGCCAAAAGUACGGGCAUAUACAAGUCCAGUGCCCCAGUCGACGAUAUAUUUGCGGGUUCUGCGCGGAAGAGCACCCGACCUGGGAGUGCCCGUCCAACCAGGACCAGGAUACACCAAAAUGCGCCAAUUGCAAGGAGUCCCACAAGACGUCCAGUGGUGAAUGUGAGGUCCGGAAGCUGGAGACCGCACGUGCACGUCAAGUGGUCGCCAUGGGACCCAUGGGACAUCGGGUUCCGCAGUAUCUACAAACCAGAAUGAUUGAGCAGAUGGCCUUGGAGCCAACUCCCGCCGAAGCGGCGAGAAUCGUAACCACGAAAAAGACCACGCAGGCCCAGAGACGGGCCCCAAGAAAGACGACCACAAAGGGUAAGAAAACAGCAACCACACCAGCAACUACACCAGCAACCGUAUCAGCAACCGCAUCAACGACCGCACAAGAGCCAGUUCCCGAAUCCGCCCCGGAACCACCUCAGGAACCACCUCAGGAGCCAGUCCCCGAAUCAGCGCCAGAGUCGACUCACGCGCCAACUCGCGAACCAGCACCGGAGCCCGUUACGGUGAUCCCAACAACGGAGCAACCUGUACGGGGACCUGCCAAAUCCGUAGGAUUCAAACCGACGGAGAAACGGUCCCGGGGACGACCUCCUAAGUCCAAAUCGUCCAACGACGAGGAAUCCAUGAGACCCCAUGAGCAUAUUGACACCGCCCUAUCAGCAAGCCAGCCAACGACCAUCAACCCGAGUCAACUCAACGACUUCGGUCCAGUCGCGUCAACGGCGCCACCACCAGCACCAAAGAAGGCACUCCGUUCACGAGGCCUGGAUCAACCGGUCGAUAUGCGUAACGMCCCGGACCGGCCUCUCCGGGAGCAGCGUCGACGAGAGCGUUCCCGCUCUCAAUCGUACGAUAACACGCCGUUGCCCCCAUUGCCGCCAAUGGACAUGAACAUCGACAACCAGAACGUCGUCUUGAACAGCGCACCAAGCUAUCAAGAGAUUGACAGCGGAGAGCUCAAUUCAGAUGUCCGCCAGGAUCUACUGUCGAAAUUCACCAACCACCGGAGCUACUAUCCCCGGAAUCCACCCAUCGAGGAGGAUGACGAUGAGGAUAGCUUCGAUGGAUACAGCAUAACCACGCGAUCAUCCCCGGACGAGCUCCUAUGA
Talaromyces amestolkiae is the source of this 5319-nucleotide messenger RNA. RefSeq lists its product as uncharacterized. Lineage: Eukaryota; Fungi; Ascomycota; Eurotiomycetes; Eurotiales; Trichocomaceae. The coding region runs from base 1 to 5319 and encodes 1772 amino acids. Gene Ontology annotation, molecular function: zinc ion binding; nucleic acid binding; RNA-DNA hybrid ribonuclease activity. The record is from RefSeq and is a predicted model, not a curated record. The transcript is spliced from 5 exons.